This is a messenger RNA of Aplysia californica (California sea hare), 1058 nucleotides long. RefSeq lists its product as uncharacterized. Lineage: Eukaryota; Metazoa; Mollusca; Gastropoda; Aplysiida; Aplysiidae. The record is from RefSeq and is a predicted model, not a curated record. The transcript is spliced from 2 exons. The coding region runs from base 227 to 1009 and encodes 260 amino acids.
GAUAGACAAUAUUAGUGUAGUAAGGAAUUGAUAGUCAGGUACGUAAAACCAACACUGUCCAUGAUGUGAAGUUGGAGAUUCAAGAGUUUAUGAAUGGGAUAAAAACUGGGCCAACAUACCAGGAGCCACUGGUAGCCUGGAAUCAAGACAGAUAGUUCCAGUCAGAUGGAGCCCGGUCUGGUGGGAUAUCUCAGAAGAACUGGCGCAUGAUUUUGCAACUUUUAGCAUGGAAUCUCGGUUUUUCGAGUGUCUAGAACUGACAGUAACACAUGAAGCUGUAAAAGAAGCUGUGGCCAAUUUCAGUAAUAACAAUAAUGCUACUAUCUUCUACGACUGCAUAGAGGUGUCUGACAAGGAGCAAACCCGAACUCUGGGAUGUUCUUCACACAAGAAGCAAUCUCAAAUUGUAAAUAGUUCUACUUGCCUGGGUCCUGGGACUUCGCCUAACGUUUCGUGUAAUAACAGCAAACAAUUUAUGUCCAGAUCACAAUAUGAUAACUUGUCAACCAACUGUUUCCAGGGACAACUAAAAUUUUCUUUGGUGGGGGAUAGGAACAAUUGUCAGAUAUCGGACUCAAAAUUCUUGCAGUAUUCUUUACGACCGAAACCAAAUACCGAACAAAUAAGAAUAAAAACCGAGAGCAAGUCUCUUUCUCAAAUUCUCUCGGAACAAACAUUGCUGUGCGAAAAUGUGAGUGUUCAUUCCAGACGAAACGAUUUGAACAACAGCAAUGAGAUGACCAUGGGGACAGCCUCAGGCGGCUACGCACCUCGCCAAAAUGUACCCAAGGACUUAGAAAACAUCGUGGCUCAGCGGAAGCGCAUGCGAUUCCAGUUAGAAGCCAUGCUGACUUGGGCGGUCAUCCAGUUUGUGGCCUUGGUGGCGCUGUUCCUGUUCGCUACGACGUGUCGCUGUAGUUUCCAGGCCCUGUUCCCGUGCUUUGGAGGAAAUAAGUGCUCCAAGGCUUCAUCAGAGGAGGUGGAAACGUCGGGGAGUAGCUGGUGGUAAAGGUUGAGUGAGACGGGGAAUGGGUGUGUGUGAGAGGUGGGGGGGGGGG